CCGCCCGCGCUGCGCACCUCUCGCGAUCGUUCCUCUCCGCCAUCUUGGUGCGGAGGCGGCCGGCGGUCACCGGGACGAAGGGGGUCAGAGGCGCUGCCCGGCGCGUCCCGCCCGGUCUCUGUCCCUCCCGCCAUGCUCUCCCGUCUCAUUCUCCGCGCCGCCCCGGCCGCGCUCAGGUCCCUGCCGCCCCCAGUCGCCGUGAGUGUAUUGCACUCAAGACCGCUGCAUACAACCCAACAAUGUUCAUCUCCUUUGCCGCCUCUGCCUGAGAAAGGAGGAGAAGUACGGCAUGGUUUGAUCCCCGAGGAGUUUUUCCAGUUUCUGUAUCCUAAAACAGGAGUUACAGGCCCUUACAUGUUGGGAACCGGACUCCUGCUUUACUUUCUCUCAAAGGAAAUCUAUGUGAUUAACCAUGAGACGGUUGCAGCUGCCUGCAUUUUGUCAGUCCUUAUUUAUGGCAUAAAAAAAUUUGGACAUGAUGUAGCGGCUUUUGCUGACAAACUUAAUGAGGAGAAAAUUGCUAAAGUGGCAGCUGUGAAGAAUGAGGCUAUUAAGAAUCUGGAGUCUGCAAUUGAGGAGGAGAAGAAGGAGCAGUGGCGGGUCGAAGGCCGCAGUUUCCUCUUUGAUGCCAAGCGGAACAAUAUUGCAAUGCUGCUGGAAGCAAACUACAGAGAAAGAUUGCUGAUGGUGUACAAUGAAGUGAAGAAAAGACUGGACUAUCAGGUUGCAAUGCAGACCUUGAAGCGCCAGAAGGAACAGGAUCACAUGAUUCAGUGGGUGGAGAAAAACGUUGUCCAGAGCAUCACACCUCAGCAGCAGAAGGAGAGCAUCGCGAAGUGCAUUCUGGACCUGAAGGCGUUAUCAAAGAGUGCCCAGGCAGCACUGUAACCACUUCUGAUUCCGCUGACAUGUGUCUCCUUUCUGUUGGAAACUGUAUGGUUCUAAAGUGUCAUUAAACACAGACAAACCAACCA
Cuculus canorus (common cuckoo) is the source of this 974-nucleotide messenger RNA. RefSeq names its product ATP synthase peripheral stalk-membrane subunit b (gene ATP5PB). Gene Ontology annotation, biological process: proton motive force-driven ATP synthesis. The coding region runs from base 133 to 888 and encodes 251 amino acids. Gene Ontology annotation, molecular function: proton transmembrane transporter activity. Lineage: Eukaryota; Metazoa; Chordata; Aves; Cuculiformes; Cuculidae. The transcript is spliced from 7 exons. The record is from RefSeq and is a predicted model, not a curated record.